AUGCUGUAUGCCAAUGUGCCCGACGAACUUACCCACAGCGGAGGAUUCGCUAGACCACGGCGGCAUACCCUCCCAGGCGCAAGGUCUACCUUCCUUCAGCCACGUCAAGGCAGCAACAACUUCUUCCGUCUCCUGGCAAGCUCGUCGAGAGGACGAGGAUCGCAAGAGUUGAACGUGGUGCUACUUCGCGCGGCCGCCACAGUCGUAGGCCAUACGUUAGGAUACCUCUAUCGCACAGGUCUCUUGUAUCGAUAUGGCAAGCACGCAGCCAUGGGCUUGGUGGGCGUUCCAGCCCUUCUCUUUGGCGGUGUCCUCCUCGCGUACACCGAGCGCAUGCCCAUCUCGAAUCGAUCGCACUUUGUCUUUCUGUCGCAUGACGACGAACAAGCCUUGGCCUAUGAGGCGGUGGCCAAUAUCUUGGCCGAAGAAGGCAACAUGUGCUUGAAACGUGGCGAUCCAGUCUAA
This is a messenger RNA of Aphanomyces astaci, 465 nucleotides long. RefSeq lists its product as hypothetical. Lineage: Eukaryota; Oomycota; Saprolegniomycetes; Saprolegniales; Verrucalvaceae. The record is from RefSeq and is a predicted model, not a curated record. The transcript has a single exon. Bases 1 to 465 code for a protein of 154 amino acids.